Sipha flava (yellow sugarcane aphid) is the source of this 1854-nucleotide messenger RNA. Its product is annotated as zinc finger protein 664-like. Gene Ontology annotation, cellular component: nucleus. Gene Ontology annotation, biological process: regulation of transcription by RNA polymerase II. NCBI's taxonomy places the organism in Eukaryota, Metazoa, Arthropoda, Insecta, Hemiptera, Aphididae. Gene Ontology annotation, molecular function: DNA-binding transcription factor activity, RNA polymerase II-specific; RNA polymerase II transcription regulatory region sequence-specific DNA binding. The record is from RefSeq and is a predicted model, not a curated record. The transcript has 3 exons. Bases 426 to 1523 code for a protein of 365 amino acids.
UAUAAUAUUAUAUAACUAUGUUAGUAUAUAUUCUACAUUUUCAAUCUUAAUGUUAAUUGAACUAAACCAUAAGAGGUGGGGUAAAUUGAUUAUAUACAGCGGUAUAGCAAAUGCUUUGUUGAAGAAGAUGUAAGUUAAGCGAAUGAAAAUCACCUAGAGACGCUUAAUAAUUUCUUGGCCUCUGGAUAGCAAUGCUUGGAUACAUAAUGUUUUUCCGUUGGUGUUUUAUUUAUAUCGAAAAACUACCAAGAAAAUCGAAGAAUGAAUACUUUACGAGAUCAAGAAUCCAAUUUCCGAUGAAAUGACUAUAUAUAUGAAACUUUUGGUGCAGUUUUACUACGAGAAGUGUAUACGAAAAAAGAAAGAUCAGUCGGAUCGGAGUGACUCGGAGAGGACUUGCCAUUACGUCGCCGGUCGCCGAGGAGAUGUCCGGGAACGAGACCGCCGGGGAGACGUCGACCGGGAACCACUGCGACGCGGCUCUGGCGUCCGGGAGUGGUGCGACUGCGAGGAGCACGCGCCGCACGGUCGCGCACCAACGGAUCAGCAGUUGGUUCGACUCGGACGAUACGGAUCGGGAACCGUCGCCGUGCUCGUCUGCCUCGUGGUCGCCUCCGCGCGCGCGCCGGUCGCCGUCCGUCUCGAUGUCGUCGUUCGGUUCGCCGUCGCCGCCGCCAUCGCCGAGGCUCGACUCGCCGUCCGUGGAGUUCGAGUGCGCCGUGUGUUCGGAAGCGUUCCAGACGAAGGCCGAGAUGAAAACGCACAUGCAACAGUCGGAGGGUUGCGGCAAACAGGUGCUGAGAGCGUUCCGGUCCAAGCACGACCAGCAGGGGUUCGACGCGGAACAGCGCGGGGACGACGAUCACCACCGCGAGCCGCCGGGGACGGAGCGGCCGAAACGCCAGUUGACGUGCUACGUUUGCGAGCGGCGGUUCGACCGAGCCGACCAGCUGGCCGCUCACCUGCGCCGCAAACACGGUCGCCCGGACGUGGACUGCGAGACGUGCGGCCAACGGUUCAGCCGGCGUACCGACCUGAACCGUCACCGGCGCGCCGUGCACCUCCGCCAGCGGCCGCACCAGUGCUACGACUGCGGGCAGCGGUUCGCGCAGAAGUCCAACAUGCUGGAGCACCGGCGUGCCGUGCACGCGGCCAAUCCGAAGGUGUCGUUCAAGUGUCCGCGGUGCGACAAAUGGUUCUCGCGCAAGCACAACAUGACCGUGCACGUGCGUGCCGUGCACGACCGCCAAAAGCGGUUCAAGUGCCCGUUGUGCCCGCGCUCGUACGACCAGCAGUCCGGCGUGGACAAGCACUACAAGGCCCUGCACGCGCCCGCCACCGAUGGCGUGCCGCUGUUCCUGUGCCCGGUGUGCGGCAAACGGUUCUCCCAGAAGUCCAACCUCACCGUGCACCGGCGGUUGCACGACCCCAUUCAGUUGCUGUUCGCGUGCCCCGUGUGCCACAGGUCGUACACCCGCAAGGCGGCGCUCAACAAACACGCCUGUCGUCCCGUCGAGGCGUGAACACCCGCCACGCCCACCGCCACGUGAGUUAUAUCAUAUAUGACGUACGCGCACGCGCCAAUUGUCCCGUGCGCUUGAAGCAAUCCCGAAGCAUUCACAUUCAUUUAUAUUACAAACGACCCGCGUCCGACAUAAAUAAUUAUUUUUGUUUUUUCGAUUCCGCUUUUGUAAUUUUAAUGUUUAUUUCCCGGUAUACGAAGUGUUUUUUUAUAAUUACGAUCCACUUCUGAAUUUAUGAUUGGUACGUUGCAGGCUGUAUUUUAAAUCAUUUUCUCACAAACAUUUAUUUAUUAAGUUAUUUCACUAGAUGUCUUAUGUUUUUUUUUCCGAU